This is a messenger RNA of Ascochyta rabiei, 663 nucleotides long. RefSeq lists its product as uncharacterized. Gene Ontology annotation, cellular component: extrinsic component of endoplasmic reticulum membrane; Vma12-Vma22 assembly complex. Lineage: Eukaryota; Fungi; Ascomycota; Dothideomycetes; Pleosporales; Didymellaceae. The transcript is spliced from 3 exons. The record is from RefSeq and is a predicted model, not a curated record. Bases 1 to 663 code for a protein of 220 amino acids. Gene Ontology annotation, biological process: vacuolar proton-transporting V-type ATPase complex assembly.
AUGACUGAAGCUCACGUCCCACUUCCAGCGGUGCCUGCGGUCCCCAAUGGGGCACACCCGUCUGGCGUGGACAAAGAUGCGCUCCUCACCCGUCUCGAUACGCUGCUGGAGCAGUACCUACACACGCUAGACGAGUACGAGAAGCUCACGCAGCAGCUCUCCCAACAGCUAUCAUCUGCCUUCUUCUCCCUCACCCAAGCCAACUUCCACAACCGAUCCGGCGUGCACUAUGGCCAGGACCGAUAUGACGAACGCGUGCAGGCGACGCGGAGGAUCGUGAUAUCCGAGGACGAAGAGCACAAUCCACAUUUCUCCACCACCUCAACUCCAACCCCAGGAUCCUCCUCCGCAGAACCCAGCACCCGGCCACCUCCCACCGCUACCCAGGAACCCACGGAAGAUGAACCCAAGUCGAUCCCUGAUCCUGAUCCUACCACCGGCUCCACAGAAGAGGAAUCAAACACCCCCUCGGGCUCUACGCUCCCGGAUCCGCUCCGUAUGUUCGGCAUCCUGGUCCCGCCUGCGCUGCGCGCCGCACAGGCUUCGUUCCGCGGCGCUGUCGAGGGGCCCGUGGUGCGGUUGGUGGGCGUGGCGGGGGAGUUGAGGGGGUUAGAGCGAGAGAUUGGGAGGGUGCGCAAGAGCCUACGAAAAAGCCAGAUUUGA